Molecule: messenger RNA, 942 nt
Organism: Lottia gigantea (owl limpet)
Lineage: Eukaryota; Metazoa; Mollusca; Gastropoda; Lottiidae
Exons: 4
Source: RefSeq, a predicted model, not a curated record
AUGCGGCUGUUCACGAUAUUUCGUGCAUUAUUAGUACGAAUGUUAUUUGCUGCUCAUGGUCUGAUUGCAAUAUGGCGAAUGUUUAUGGUAAUUGGAGAAACAUGGUGUUGGUACCUUACUGCUGCUUUAGGCCUUCUGCUUGUAGAAACAAUGGUAACUUUAUGUGUUAAAAAAGGAAAAGAAUGGAAAUGGUUUUGCCCAAGUGUGUUUCUGUAUUUGGGGAGUGUGGUUCCAGCUAUAUGGUUUCUGGAAUUGCAUGAAAUGGAAACAAGAAUUAAUCUCAGAAAUAAUGUGAAUGUAACUGUUAACAAUUCUAAUCAGACGGCGGAAGAUUUGAGAGUCCAAAUAGAAGGGGUAGGUAAUAAUUGGGUGAUAAAUAUACCAUUGGAAUUGACGUCAGAUUUAUGGUUAAGAGUAAUAGAGCAGUUUUUAUUAUUGAUGUUAAUCAUUGGUCGAUGGAUGUUACCAAAAGGUUCUUUAACUCAUGAUCAGCUGUCGCAGCUGUUACUGGUAUAUGUUGGUACUGCAGCUGAUAUCGUUGAAUUCUAUGAAGCAUUUAGCGAGGAGAAGGUAACUUACAAUCGAUUUUUAUGUUACAUUAUUCUUGGUAUCUGGACAACAAGUCUUCUUCAAUUUUCAUUGGUUUUAACAGCAACUAGAGCAAGACAGGACCAAUCUGGUGUACCCAGACCUAUACCACUUGAGAUACAAGACAAUGUUAGUACAUGUUGUAAUCCAGAGAUUUAUGGGAUUGUGAUUUCCAUCAUGUUACAAGAUUUACCAUUCUUGGUGGUGCGACUGCUUCUCAUUUUUCGUUACAAGGUUGUGAGCUAUACAAACUUUUUCUUCACGUCGAAAAACACAUUGGUUAUCAUAUUACUCAUGUAUCGUUUGAUCGUCAUAGAAACCUCAGCAGCUAAAGCCUCUGGGAAAUCUCGUCAA